AAUAAAAGCGAACGGAGAGGCACUCUUGUUAAUACUCUAAACCAUUCAGAACUAUUCUUCUACCACCGCUAGCGUCAACUCCAAGUCGCCAUCUUCUGCCAACCAUGACCCCCAUCGAAGCUAAACCAGAUCAGACAGAGACGAAUAUUAAGCCUCAACCCCUGUCGUUUUCAUUGCUCCCAGACGAAAUCUUAGAGAACAUACUUGCCCGUCUCUCCAAGUGGACUUACCCUAAUCUCUCUCUCGUCUCCAAGAGAUUCCUCUCCCUCCUCUCUUCUCCCGAACUCUACACUACGCGUUCUCACAUCGGAACCACCGAACCAUGCCUCUAUUUUUGCAUAGACGAAUCGCCAAGUAUACCACAUCCCAGAUGGUUUACUCUUUGGAUGAAACCUGCCGAUGAAACCCUAGAUGACGACGAUGAGAUUCUUGAAGACUAUUCGUUGGUUUCGGUACCUUCUUCUCCCCAUCCUCAACACGUACCAUAUUUUUCCACCGUAGCUGUUGGUUCGGACAUCUACUUAAUCGGUGGAGCCUACGAGCCGUCUUCACGUGUUCGUAUCUUUGAUUGUCGGAGUCACAAGUGGCGCGACGGUCCAAACAUGUUGGUGGCCCGUGAGGAGGCUUAUGCGUUUUACAUCGAUGGGAAAAUAUAUGUAAUGGAAGAUGAUCGGAAAGACGAUAAUUGGAUGGAAGUGUUGGACAUAAAGACUCAAACUUGGAGUCCCUUGCUGAGCCAUGGAGCUACUGAGUUUCGUGACGAUUGGUUUCUAACGAAUGUGUAUCGAGGAAAGAUAUACGUAAUUGCUGAGAAGGAGAAUUUUGCUUAUGACCCAAAAGAAGGGACAUGGGAAAUUGUGGAAACGCACGACUGUUAUGGACAAAUAGAUGUUUGGUGUGCGAUUGAGGAUGUAAUGUUUUGUUUUACGAACUCUGGUCAUUGCAUGUGGUAUGACACUAAGAGUGGAGAGUGGAGAGAGGUUAAGGGUUCGGAUAUGGAAGUACUGCGUAAUAUAAGCGAGUAUAGCUUAGCAUGGGGGUGUGUUGUUGAAAUUUUUAACCAUGGUGGGAAACUACUAGUUAUUUGGACCCCCAGGUCGGAGGAAUACAAGACAACGGGGAAAAGGAGAAUUUCGUGUGCGAAUAUCGCAUUUGAGAAGCGCCUUGACGGUGAGAUUUGGGGUAAGAUGGAGUGGGUUAAUGAAGUACUUACGGUCACCAAGCCGUAUAAGUUCUUGAGUUGUUUAGUCAUUGCAAUUUGAGGAUUACUAAAAAGAUGGAAUACUAAUUGAACAAUAUGGUGACACCUUGGUGGAAUCACAUUAAUUGUUUCAGUUUAUUUGAACAACCUGUUUUGUUCUUUGAAAGAAGCUCUAUUUCUUUUUGUAAUCUAUCAGUAUCAUGAAACUCUUUUGAGAGAUCCAUUAUUCUGUACACAUUGUUAUAUUGAAUUAGGAAUCAUAUAAACACAGGGUGU
Messenger RNA from Raphanus sativus (radish), 1477 nucleotides. Its product is annotated as F-box/kelch-repeat protein At5g39560-like. The coding region runs from base 105 to 1262 and encodes 385 amino acids. NCBI's taxonomy places the organism in Eukaryota, Viridiplantae, Streptophyta, Magnoliopsida, Brassicales, Brassicaceae. The transcript has a single exon. The record is from RefSeq and is a predicted model, not a curated record. Gene Ontology annotation, molecular function: protein binding.